CACGACAGCCCCAGACAAUUAAUUAAAUAUCAAGUCCCGCGCAGUCCGGUGAGCUGAGCAAGAAACCCACGGUCGUCAAAGUGCCGUUUGAAGAAGCGAAUUUUCUCGCCGUCUUUUGUUUGCACUCUACCAACAACGACAUCACAAUGGCCUUCGGGAUUCUCGCAUCCAGCCGCCUGGAGCAUGUUCCCGGGACGUCUCUUCUCGAGGACAACGCCGAUGGCGGUGCCACUGCCUCGGCGAAGCUCCAACGCGGAUUGGGCAGGCACCAGCACACGGUCCUGGUCCCGCAGCCCUCCAACGACCACAACGAUCCUCUUCGCUGGCCUCUCUGGCAGCGCGACCUCAUGCUGCUGAUGUACCUUUACGUGACUCUGUUGAGCGUAGGAGGCAUCGGCCCGUUGCUCUCGGCAUCGGCCCAAAUCUUGGUCGAGACCUUCGACAUCACCUUCACUGAUGUCACGUUGUUGACCGGAUAUCAGCUCUGCGGAGUUGGCACUAUCGGCAUCUUCAUAUCGGCGCUGUGUGCGAAAUACGGGAAAAGGCCCGGAUUCCUAUUCUCCAUCACAAUGGCCUUUGUCGGCACGGUGUGGGGUGGUGCAGCACAGAGCUACGGGUCGUUGAUGGGAGCGAGAGUUGUCCAAGGUCUUGGUACAGCCAUGUGGGAGUCUGUCAUGUUCUCGAUCAUCGGCGACCUGUACUUUGUUCACGAGCGCGGCACUCGGGUUGCGGCCCUUAGUGUCGCGAUUUCCGGUAUUGCCAACAUGCCUGCUCUCCUCUCCGGGGUCAUCACCCAACGACUCGGAUGGCGAUGGAUGUUUUGGAUGCUGGCAAUCUUCCUCGGCAUUGGCCUUGUCCUGCUCACCUUUUUCGGAUGGGAGACGGCUUACAACAGAGAACCCAUCUACAACACGGACACGAGCUCUAGCAAUAACAUCGAUUUGCUCAACGCCAUGAAGGAGAAGAGUGCGCAUGUCGAAGACACUGAAGCGAGCAUGGGGCAAACCGAGGCGGAGAUUGACGAGGCCAUGACGCCGCGGAUUCCGUUUGUCCAGCGUCUCCGACCAUUCAGCGGGGUUUACUCGGAAGACAGCAUCGUCUGGAUGCUUCUCCGACCCUUCAUUGUCCUCGCCAACCCUGCUGUGAUCUGGGCGACCCUGCUCCUCUCCAUCACCACCGCCUGGUUUGUGGUCAUCAGCUUCGUCAUCGCACAGAUAUUCUCUGCGCCGCCAUAUCUGCUGGACACUGCCCAGAUAGGCUACAUGUCUGCUGGACCAUGUAUCGGUGGCCUCCUGGGCUCAAUCGCCUGCGGCUUCAUAUCCGACCCCAUCGCAAUCUACCUCUCCAAGAAGAACAAGGGAAUUUACGAACCAGAGUUCCGUCUCGUUCUUUUGCUUCCUUUUCUGGUCACCGCCUCCAUUGGAUUCUUCUGUUUCGGCAACUUUGCCGAACGGGGAUACUCGCCGGCCGUGAUCUGUGUCAUCUGGGGCAUCGCCGUAUCGGCACAGCAGUUCAUGUCGGUUGCUGUUGCCACGUACGUCAUCGACGCGUACAGGGACAUUUCGGUCGAGGUCUUCAUUAUCGGCAUGGUUGUGAAGAACUUCCUCUUCUUUGGCCUCUCCUUCGGCGUGAAUGACUGGGUAACUAGCUGGGGUCCUGGACGCGUGUUCGAUGUUGUCGGCGGGAUCGAAGUAGCACUGUUCUGCCUCUCCAUUCCUGUCUGGGUGUGGGGUAAGCAGUGGCGUGCUUUCUUCCACGCGAAGCGCAUCUCCUAAUUAAUUAGUAAUUACUUGAUAAACAUUCUGCUUCUGAUCAAAAAUGAC
Molecule: messenger RNA, 1823 nt
Organism: Phialemonium atrogriseum
Lineage: Eukaryota; Fungi; Ascomycota; Sordariomycetes; Cephalothecales; Cephalothecaceae
Product: MFS general substrate transporter
Exons: 6
Coding region: 147-1775 (542 amino acids)
Biological process (GO): transmembrane transport
Cellular component (GO): plasma membrane
Molecular function (GO): transmembrane transporter activity
Source: RefSeq, a predicted model, not a curated record